AUGACCGAUCACCUGAUGGACUGGCUGCAAGACAAGGCCUUUGGCUGGUCUCACCGUCCUCCCAUCAACAAGGUCGACACUCACCAUCACUUCGUGCCUCCCUUUUAUCGCAAAGGUUCUAGCCUCAUAUGCAUGGACAUCGUUCACCAGCUUACAAGAAACGCAGCCGUAGAAGACGCCGGAGGUGACCCCAGUGGUUGGCCUACUCCCCAAUGGACGGCCACUCGCUCUGAGCUUCUGAUGAACCGUCUGGGUAUUCAAACCGCCAUUCUAUCCGUGACAGCGCCGGGUGCCUGUAUCCUGAAAGGAACAGCCUCCUUCACGCUAGCCCGCCAGCUCAACAACUACGCCGCCGAGCUUCGAGACCGCAACCCUCAACGCUUUGGCUUCUUCGCCUCCCUCCCCAGCCUCCUUGACACCGACGCAGCUCUUAGCGAGAUUACCUACGCUCUCGACACCCUACAUGCCGACGGUGUUACGAUAUUUACCAGGUAUGGGGACUCGAAUGUCUACCUCGGUCAUCCCUCACUAGAGCCCAUCUGGGCGGAACUCGACCGCCGUAAGUGCGUAGUCUUCGUCCAUCCCACGCAUCCAGUCGAUACCACCCCUGUCAAUCCCAAAAUGCCUCAACCUGUGGUGGACUACCCGCACGAAACCACUCGUUCUGCCAUGGAUAUGAUUCUGCAAGGCACUCGGUCCAAGUACCCAAACUGCAAGGUUAUACUGUCCCAUGCAGGCGGCGCGCUACCGUAUCUCAUCAGCCGCGUGGCGACGCCGAUGCGUCGGGCGCCGGAUAUGGCGGCUUCGCAUCGAAUGGGCACGACUUAUGAGCAAGUCAUGCGUGACUUUCGCAGCUUCUAUUAUGAUCUGGCGCUGUCGUCGUCGCCCCAGGUUCUGGAUAUAGCUUUGAAGAUGAUUCCGAGGGACCAUUUGUUGUUCGGGAGUGACUUUCCCUAUGCCCCUGCGCCGGCCUAUCCUGGCUUCCUGGAGGAUCUGGAGAGUUAUGAGAUGGAGCAGGGGCUGCGGGACAUGAUCAACUUCGGGAAUGCAACCAAGCUGAUUCCAAGAUUAGCCAGUGUAACUCGGCGCAAGAUUGCUCUGGCGUGUGAACCCUGUCGAGAACGCAAGUCCCGCUGCGACGGCCAGAAGCCCAUCUGCGGGCCCUGCGAGCGACGUUCUUACACCGUCGAUCGUUGCAUCUUCAAAGCUGACAAUGCGCGAUCAGCGAGUAACGAUGAUUACCUCCGCGCGCUCCAUCACCGCAUCCGAGAGCUGGAAGAGGCCUGUCGCAAAGGGGGAAUUUCCGUGCUACCAUCGGGGACAGAGGACGUCGUUCCUGGUUCACUUGGAGAGGCUGCUGCUCAAACACCCCUGAUAGGAUUAUCUCGGCCGCAUCAAGCAAUCCGGGGUCAAGCUGCGGCCUAUUGCUCGCCGCACUCUGGCACUGACCCGGUCUAUCUAGAGUCACCUGCUGCCUGCAGCAAUGUCACCGCCAUGGGAGCCAUUAAUUCGGUCGCUAGUCCGGUCGAACAAGGGGCGAAGCCCCUAUGGCGAACGAAUGAAUACUUUGGAAGCUCGUCCACCGCUUCGAUGGUGCGGUUCCUCGCCCGCGGUUCACUGCCCGGCGGUUCGAGCCCUAUCCGCACAUCACAGAAUCAAACCCGAGACGCAUCGCCGCAGGGGCGAGGUGUUUGGCCCUCAUCCAGGGUCCACGUUGACGGCUUCUUGCUUCCUCCGCGAGAUCUAGCGGAUCGCCUGCUGGAAUGCUUCUGGGAUCGGGUGUACUGUCUGUACCCGUUCUUCGACCGGACGAGUUUUCAGGAUGCGUAUGACAAUCUGUGGCUCCCGAGGAGCCAGUCGGGAAAGUCGCUGAGCGAGCUUGAUAUUGGCCUUGGAAGCAAAGCCGACUCCGGACCGCGGUCGCUCGUUUUCGUCUGCGCACUGAACAUUAUCUUUGCGCUGGGCUGCCACUUUGCCGAUGAUAUCCCGGUAACGGAGCGUGAGGCGGUUUCCUAUACCUUCUUCCUCCGGGCAAAACAGCAUAUCGGAUUGGACAUGAUGGACCUUCGAACUACCGGCGUCGUUCAGACGCUGUUGGUUGUUGCGCUAUAUCUGCAGAGUACGCCGUAUCCUCACCGAUGCUGGAACUCGAUAGGGGUGGCUUGUCGAAUUGCCCAGGGGUUAGGCCUUCAUGAGGCGCAGCUGUACGAGCAGAAGAGUCCGCUGGAGCAGGAGAUUCAGCGACGGACAUGGCAUGGCUGCGUAAUGAUGGACAUGAUCGUGAGUAUGACUUACGGUAGACCAAGUAUGACCUCGCAUCUCCCGAGUGUUCCCUUACCAGGGACCGGCGAGGAAGAACACUCUUUUGGAACCCCGUCGCCCAUGGCCUUCUACAUCUCCACCAUUAAGCUACAUCGCAUUCUCGACUGUAUCCUGUCGGACAUCUACCGGGCAUGGCGUGGUCGCAGUAGCCCUGGGUCUAGAAGACACACAACCAAACACGGAGGGCUGGACGUCAUCAUCGAGCUUGAAGAGAAACUCUUCGAGUACGAAAACAACCUUCCCCCUUUCCUCAAUUGGAACCGUCCAUUGGAUCAAGCUACCAGUCCCGAACAAUCGACUCUCCACCGGCAGCGAAACGUCCUCCACGCCAGAUACCUAUACCUUCACCUCCUCCUCUACCGACCCAUCCUCACCCAGCUCUGCUCCGAGAGUAUCCACCCGCGCACUUAUGCAGACAAUCGCCCCAGCCCCAGCUCCAACUCCAGCUCCCUAUACGCCUCUAUCCUCUCCAAGUGCGCCGCCGCCUGCGUCCGCACAGCCAUUGACCUCGUCUCCUUCGUCCACGAGACCUACCAGACUUCCGCCACCGACCCAUGGUGGUAUAAUGGCUUCUAUACUUCCACAGCAGGCAUGGUCCUCAUCAUGUCCUCCACCUGCCGCACGAUCCUGGCCGAGCUCGAAGCGAGUCUCGUACACGAAGCCUGGUCGAAAUGCGAGCAGAUCCUCACGUCCAUGAGUCCCUUUAGUGUGUCUGCGCGCAACACCCUGCUCUUCCUCAGGACGGCGCGGACUCAGGUCAUGGCGGAGAAUGGCUGUCAUGGAGAGGGCGAUCGCGAUCGCGAUCGCAAUCAGCCGCGACAGGAACAGGGACAGGGGCAGUUGCACCUGCAGGAGAACCCGUUUGUGAUUCCGGAUGGACUGUUUACGAGCCACUGGGACGCGUCUGCGGAUGAGUUGGAGUUGGGGUUUCUGGGGCCGUUUGAUUAUGGGGGGCUGCAGGGGUGGCUGGGAGACGGGUCAUAG
This is a messenger RNA of Aspergillus thermomutatus, 3306 nucleotides long. RefSeq lists its product as uncharacterized. The coding region runs from base 1 to 3306 and encodes 1101 amino acids. The transcript has 6 exons. Lineage: Eukaryota; Fungi; Ascomycota; Eurotiomycetes; Eurotiales; Aspergillaceae. Gene Ontology annotation, biological process: DNA-templated transcription; positive regulation of transcription from RNA polymerase II promoter by galactose. The record is from RefSeq and is a predicted model, not a curated record. Gene Ontology annotation, molecular function: RNA polymerase II cis-regulatory region sequence-specific DNA binding; zinc ion binding; hydrolase activity. Gene Ontology annotation, cellular component: nucleus.